UUAGUGGUUUGUUCGGCAGCUAUCUGGUUGCUAGGUACCAUAGCAGCAUAGCAGUUCAUUCAUAAACACUGGGCAAAUUUGCACAACCAAUCAGAAAUUUGCAGUCAUUUAUCAUUUUACAACUUGUACAAUGCAAUAGAGAGGUAUAGAUGUGAGUAUUUCUAAUGUUCUGUUUUUUUCUUAUUAUAAGAGAAGGGGCUCCACAAACUGCAAAGGUGUUGCAAAGAGCAAAAGCCAUAGGAGAGAAUUUUUACCUGUGGAACCACUGUCUUUGAGAAGAAUGAACAAGAAGAGUGUAAUGGUCCCUGUCCUGCUGCUUCUGUGUUGCGGCAACACUGCAGGUUCCAAUAUAAGCCUGAGAACUUUCAUUGGAUGUGCUGUGAGGGAAUUCACAUUCUUAGCAAAGAAACCAGGCUGCAAAGGCCUGCGUGUUACUACUGAUGCCUGCUGGGGGCGCUGUGAGACUUGGGAGAAGCCAGUCCUAGAUCCUCCUUACAUAGAAGCUCACCACAGAGUCUGCACCUACAAUGAAACCAAACUGGUUACAGUAAAACUGCCCAACUGCAGCCCAGACAUUGACCCAUUCUUUACCUACCCUGUUGCCGUUAGAUGUGACUGUGACAUUUGUUCGACAUCAACAACAGAGUGUGUGACGUUUUAAGGUGUCCCUUCCAACACAAGCAGGUUUCUUCAGACGAUUUGGAUGGCACAUACUGGAACCCCAUAUUUAGCAGGGAAGAGGGUUUAAGCUGUAUGGAACCUACUGAUACUGACUUGUACUCUCUAUUUGCACAAAGGUGUUAUAUGCAGUGGGAUUUAAGCAUUAUUGUAUAACAUUUGCAUUUUAGAUUAAUUCUGUAACAGCCAACAAGUUUGUAUUAUCACGCUGACUGGGCAGAAUAUGCUGGGUAAAUGUAUUUGCUUUCAUAUAAUAAAAUGAUCAGAAAAGAUAUGUGCCCUCCUCUGA
Molecule: messenger RNA, 967 nt
Organism: Xenopus tropicalis (tropical clawed frog)
Lineage: Eukaryota; Metazoa; Chordata; Amphibia; Anura; Pipidae
Gene: gphb5
Product: glycoprotein hormone beta 5
Exons: 3
Coding region: 281-661 (126 amino acids)
Cellular component (GO): extracellular region
Molecular function (GO): hormone activity
Source: RefSeq, a predicted model, not a curated record